AUGGUAGACCCUAGCACGGAACGUCCAGAACAUGACGGCCCAAGCGACGAUGGCGGCCCAGAUAUCUUCGAAAGGCGCGAUUCAAUAGACUCUGAAAGUGGACGUGCGCAGGAUGCCGACGAACCAACAGCUUUUGGAGCAUCGCCAGCCGAUGAAGUUCCACAUGAACUGCCAGUUGAGCUGGCCAGCUUGUCUGACAGAUUUGUUGAGUCUUUGACUGCGAGGGUUCAUACACUGCCUCCUUCCAUCGAACGGAUCUCGUCUUUGUUCCAAGACUUUUAUAUCCGGGCAGACUCUCGUAUCGCCACACAUAUUUCGACCCUCGCGUCCCGCAUUAAUCGAGAUGGCUCGCCGGCCAAAAAUGCUGCUCAGAAGAGCUCCGAGAAAGCUUCCCAGAUGCUGACCGUUUCCGAGAUAGCAGAGAGACGGAAAGCACGAAAACAACUACCGAUGAAGCAAUUGGCUUUGGAAGAAACGGUCGAGAGACGGGUUUGCGAGAAGGUCUAUGAUAAGAUAUGGCGCCAUAAAACUAGUCUCGACGAGGUGCGAGACGAGAAAAUGCGCUCUAAGACAGCUGCAUUAUCACUUCUGGGUAUGGGGCUAAAGGACCUGGGCGUUGAGGUGCCAGAAGCCGAUGAAGAAAAAGAGAAGAACGCCAAAAUACGGCUCUCAUCAGCCAGCGAGGACUUGAGAAAGAUGAACGACGCACGGUACCCCCUGGGCAAACUUCAGUGUUUGAUAUCCGCGCACAAAGCAAUCGUGGACGCCCUGACAGUCCUUCUUGGGUCAUCCUCUUCCGCAGAUGAGAUUUUGCCUGCCCUGAUAUAUACUUUGAUCACGUCGCCUCCGGAAGGCAUAAAUGUGAUUAGCAAUCUACUAUUCGUCCAGCGUUUCAGGGCUACAAGCAAGAUAAAUGGCGAGUCCGCCUAUUGUUUGACCAACUUGGAGGCGGCUAUUAGUUUUCUAGAGUCGGUGGACCUCAGCAGCGUCAACACGGAUGCUCCAGUCGACGGACAGCCACGGCUUUUAAAUGCGGCGACAACUCCUCCUAGUGCAGAGCUUUCUGGUUCGGUGCGUUCUACAAAGAGCUCUGUCUCACGAUCUCAACUCAGUGCGCCUUCAGCCCAACAGAGACGUCUAAGCAAUCUAUUUCAACCCCCAUCAAAGGUAUUAGGAGCCGCCAAUGAUGCCGUGCGCAGUACUGCCGACCAGGGCUUGAAGAAUAUCAGCAGUACGCUAGACAACAGCUUCAAUUUCUUGUUUGGACGGCUGAAAGAAAUGCAAAAUACCCGUGGAGUAAAUGAACAACCAUUAGUGCCUAAAACUCUAGAUGAGGCCCGACGCCUCGUGGCCAGUCCCCCUGAAGUGAAAGAAAGCGACAUACUCGGUGAAGAAGACCUUGCAAAUGCCAAUACAAAAGAAGGGCCGAUUCAGCCAUCUAGAUUGCGGCCAGAAGAUAGACGAUCUAGCGGCCGAAGAACCCCAAGAGAUAGAAGUGCCGACAGUGCUCGGAGUAAUGAGGGCAACAUCAAAAAGACCCCUGCUACUACACUCUCAGCUGGACUGAUUAACAACAACUCUACUCCUAGUUCGAGCGCUGGCAGCUCCAUAUUCAACCCUAGUCCCGGUACUAGACCAUUAGAAUCCAUGAAAAGCUUCGGAAAUUCAUUUACUCUCAAUCCUUUAAAUCAUAUACCAGACAUGAUCAGGGGAUUUGGCCGCAAUACUCCAGAAACUCCAACUGCCACAUUACCAGAACGACCACGACUUGUGUCUUCAAGGACGGAGGCAAGGUUAUCACCAUCAACAGCCGCAUCCGCAAUCGCGGCCACGCCUGCAACAACGUCGUCUACCGUACCAUUCCCAGAGGUGCAAUUAUCGCAAAUAAAUCCACCUAUUAGACGUUUUCUCGAAAUUGAUGACCCUCAAGACCUUCGUAUUGGCGACGUUGCUGAACUUCUCCACGAUUACAAGCGACUUGCGGCUGCGUUCGUUAGUAGUCAGUCGAAGGAAUGA
Talaromyces atroroseus is the source of this 2016-nucleotide messenger RNA. RefSeq lists its product as hypothetical. The transcript is spliced from 2 exons. Gene Ontology annotation, cellular component: endocytic vesicle; cytosol. Lineage: Eukaryota; Fungi; Ascomycota; Eurotiomycetes; Eurotiales; Trichocomaceae. Gene Ontology annotation, biological process: vesicle-mediated transport. Bases 1 to 2016 code for a protein of 671 amino acids. The record is from RefSeq and is a predicted model, not a curated record. Gene Ontology annotation, molecular function: small GTPase binding; guanyl-nucleotide exchange factor activity.